AUGACGGACACAAUCUCAUCGACCACUAAUAUCCCGCAUGGCAAUUCAUCUAAACCUGCGCGAAAAAAGUAUGAAAGAACUAAAGAGCGAAGCAAAGUUACUCAAGCUUGCGACCAAUGUAGAAAAGGAAAAGCUAGGUGCUCUGGCAAUUUGCCAUGUACUAAUUGCGUUUAUGAUAAGAAGGAUUGUUCUUACAAUCACGCCUAUGCUCGUGGUCGAAGAACUAAAAUUCUUCCAAAUCCAAACUAUAGACCCGACCCCCAACACAAAGUCUUCGUUGGCGGAUCUAACUUGGCCACUUCUGAACCUCCAAUGGAAAGAGAAGACGAGCAGAUGUCACCGGUAGUAGGUUCAUUAGGCGAGAAUCUAAAUUUCAAUCAAAUGAUGCCACAACCUCAACAGUCGGCGAGUAAUAGUCCAGUUGCUAACUUGGUCCAACAAGCUCAGCAGAUGUUUGACCCAAAUGCACCUGUUUCUGUUCUUACAUACGGUGAUCUACCAAUACCUAUCAGUCAACCUGGAUUGCUGACUCUGCCAAGUCCUGAUGAUGGUGCUAAACUUGUUCAAAUUUAUUUUGACAAGUUCUCCCCAAGUAUACUCUAUUUCCAUCGACCUAGUGUUGAGCGCUGGACAGAUGAGUUGUUAGAGGCUGGUAGCAAUCUCUUGCAACUGGAUUAUCUUAAAAGCAGGAAUGCCAUCGUUUUUAUGAUCUUUGCUUCGGCUCAAACUUAUCGUGCGAAAUCAGAAUCGUUGGACAUCAGUAUGCUCCACUAUCAACUAGCAGACGAGCAAUUGCAAUCUGAAACUGCUCGACUUCUCCAAUGUUACUAUCUUGCUGCUAGAGGUCGAAUCAACCAGUGUUGGACCACAUUUUCCAAUGUCGUCAGCUUGAUCUUCACGCUUGGAUUAAAUAGAUAUUAUAGCAAGAGAGGCAUUGUUGAUUUAAUUGAGGUGGAAUGUCAAAAGCGAGUUUUCUGGGCAGCUUUCUUUCUGGACAAAUUUUUGAGUUAUGCUUUGGAUAGACCACAACGUCUUAAGAUUGAUGAUAUUGAUCAGGAGUUGCCAAAGAUUAUCAACGACAGACAAUUCACCCCCAACAACCUCAUCCCUGCUUCUCCAGAUGAUCUCUCCACAAACCUUGCAUCUAACCUUCAAUUCGAACUUUCAAUAAUCGCAAGUAACAUCCUCGACCAAUUCUACGGAUUCCGCAAAUAUGAACCCGAAGAACGUUUCGACCUUGUCCAAUCCUACCUCACUGGCAGCUUUCCCGCCUGGAAGGACAAAGCAGCCUCACUAAUUCAAGCUUUACCUGAAAAUUUAGAUGAGGGGCAAAAUCGGCAAAGAUCUGAAUUGUGGUUGUCUUAUCACCAUACCAAGAUUCUCCUCCUUCGCACUUACCUUCUCGAUCCUAAUUGCGAUGUGGCGAAAGAUGCAAUGAUCGGCAAGCUUACAAACGCGUGUAAAUACAUUUGCGAUAUGGUGCAGCCACGUCCUAAGGGAUUUGUUAAAGAAUCUGAGGAAACACUUUUGAAACAUGAGUUUCCAUUAUAUGCGGAUUUUGUUAAAUCUGUCGCUUUUAGAAGUGCUUGGUUCCCCCAAUACAUCAUCUUCACCGCCGCAACCGUAACCUACAUCACAGGUAUCAAAACCAUAGCACAAAUAUGCAAACCCGACAAUGAAAUCAAGCGCAAGAUCGAAAUCCUCCACGCACCUCUUAAGAAAAUCGCAUUUCCGGGUUCAUUCAUGGGACUAUGUGUUUCUGUUUUGGAUGAGCUAAAAGUUGCGGUUGAAGGGACGAUUUGGCGCCGGUUUUCCAUGCUAGAUGGUGAGGAAUAUGAGGAUGGUGAAACGGCGGAGGAGCGCAGGGAUCUGGGGCGUUAUCUUGUGAUGGCUAGGGAGAAGUUGGAGGAGAGUGGUGAGGAUUGGAAUGAAGAUCUGGGUGCGGGUAGAGAUCCAUCUCAUGUUAUGAGUCGGUUUCGUUCUUGGGGAUUUGCGAGACUUACUAAUCGGAUGAUGGAACGUGGAUUGUAG
Messenger RNA from Botrytis fragariae, 2031 nucleotides. Its product is annotated as putative zn 2cys6 transcription factor protein. Gene Ontology annotation, cellular component: nucleus. Bases 1 to 2031 code for a protein of 676 amino acids. Gene Ontology annotation, molecular function: DNA-binding transcription factor activity, RNA polymerase II-specific; zinc ion binding; sequence-specific DNA binding. NCBI's taxonomy places the organism in Eukaryota, Fungi, Ascomycota, Leotiomycetes, Helotiales, Sclerotiniaceae. Gene Ontology annotation, biological process: positive regulation of transcription by RNA polymerase II; DNA-templated transcription. The record is from RefSeq and is a predicted model, not a curated record. The transcript has 7 exons.